Messenger RNA from Rana temporaria (common frog), 3267 nucleotides. RefSeq names its product thyroid hormone receptor associated protein 3 (gene THRAP3). Gene Ontology annotation, biological process: positive regulation of transcription by RNA polymerase II. Lineage: Eukaryota; Metazoa; Chordata; Amphibia; Anura; Ranidae. Gene Ontology annotation, cellular component: mediator complex. Gene Ontology annotation, molecular function: transcription coregulator activity; DNA binding. The transcript has 10 exons. The record is from RefSeq and is a predicted model, not a curated record. Bases 302 to 2692 code for a protein of 796 amino acids.
UGGUAUUCUUUCUUUGCCAGUAGCAAUUGAAACAUCUUUUUGGCACCUGGCCUUACUGAAGUUCUCUGAAUUUUACCCCUGGCUUCUUUUGCACAGAUCUUGGCUUGUUGCACUGCUUAUAAUUUAUUUCUUGUUAGAAUUAUUGUAUUCUCCUAGACACCCUAGGGUGAGCAGUGUUUUCUAAAGGGUAUGUUUUUGCAUCGACUUUGUGCAAGCAUGUGGCAUUAGUUUUUGAAUCACUUCGGCUGUCUAAUUCUGCGGUGCAUGGUUUUGUUUGGAUAGCGAUUCUGACUGGAAUCCAAUGAAAUCCAAGAAGAGUUCUCGAUCUCGCUCAAGAUCUUAUUCGCCUGGGUAUGGUAGAGAGAGAAAUUAUCCAAGAGUUUAUCAAAAUCGUGACUUCAGAGGGCAUAACAGAGGUUAUAGAAGACCAUACUAUUUCCGCAAUCGUGGAAGAGGCUUUUAUCCACGGGGUCAGCAUAAUCGCGGUGGAUAUGUAAAUUAUCGCCCUAACUGGCAGAAUUACAACCGCCAACAGUAUAGUCCCCGUAGGGGUCGGUCUCGUUCUCGCUCCCCAAAAAGGAGAUCAAUCUCUCCUAGGUCCAGGAGCCACUCAAGAAACUCAGACAAGUCAUCCUCUGAUCGCUCCAGGAGGUCUUCCUCCUCUAGGUCUUCCUCAAAUCACAGUAGAGUGGAGACUAAACGUAAAUCAAAAAAGGAGAAGAAGAGUCAUUCAAAGGAUCAAAGAAGCUCUGUCCAGGCAACAGAUGAUGACUCAAAGGAACAAUCUGCAUCGGUUGCUGAUAAUGAUGAUAAAACAGAAGGUGGCAAGACAUGGCAGGAUAUGGAAGCGUAUGAUACAAGUCCUGUACGCCAGCACAGUUCUGAAGAACGUGCACCAACCGUUAAAAGCUCUGUGCAAUCUGUAGUAGUGAGACGCUGCUCUCCCAGGCCAAGUUCAGGGCAAAAACCCAGUCCUUCUUCCCCCUCUGUAUUACAGAGUGGUGGCAGUUUCAGGUCGUCCUCUCGACAUAGUCCUUUUGAUCACAGCUUGAGCCCACCAAGAAAGAGUCCUAUGACCAAGAGCCCACCCACAAUGGGUUCACUCUAUGGAAGUCAAAAAGAAGAGGGCAGAUCUGGAGAGUUGACUGCACCAAUUGGCACUGGAUAUAAAAGGUUUAUGGAAGAACAGAAAAACAAGGCAAUUGAACUAGAAAAAGAAAACGGGAAAGAUAAACUGUCUAGUUUGGAGAAAAUGAAGGAUCGUAGCAGUCCUACUGAUUUUGCUAUGAGCGAGUUGGAAAGGGCUUAUAAAAAAAGCGUAUCCCCCAAGCGCUAUAAGAAAGAGGAUAUGGAAAAAUUAAAGUUGGCUGAAUUGAGAUACGCAAAGGAGGAACUUGAACAGGAGAAAAGGGGAAGAGCAAGAAAAGACUCUGAUAGUGAUUCCAAGAAUCAAGACCCAUACGACCCUGCAAAGUGGGAAGAGCUGUCUUUCAUACCAAGCUCCAAAGAUAAACGAAAGAAGUCCGAAGAUACAGAUGAUGAAAUAUAUAUGGAAAAGUCUAAGAAAGAAGAGAGAGCCACAAAGUCUAGCCAUAAAGGAUUUCUACCUGAAAAAAACUUCAGAGUCACACACUUUAAGUCUAAAGAUAAAAGUGAAUCCCCACCACCUAGAAAAUCCGAGAGCAAAGAGAAGCCUUUAUCCAAAGAAGAUAUGUCCUUAAAAUCAAAUUUCUCAGUUAGUCGAGAAACUGGUCCUACUCUCCGAAUGGAUUCCUUUGAUGAGGAUCUGGCACGACCAAGUGGAGUAAUGACUCAUGAGAGGAAGCUGUCACGAGAUCUUGUCCACAGCAAUAAGAAGGAUCAGGGGUUUAAGUCCAUUUUUCAGCACAUCCAGUCUGCACAGUCCCAGCGCACUCCAUCUGAGCUGUUUGCGCAGCAUAUUGUGACCAUUGUUCAUCAUGUUAGAGAACAUAAUUUUGGUCCAACAACGGUGACGUUGAGUGAGCGUUUCGCCAGCUACCUAAAGAAAACAAAGGAGCCGGAGCCUUCAAAAUCUCGAAAGAGUCCAGAAAUUCACAGGAGAAUUGACAUUUCUCCCAGUGCUUUUAGAAAACAUGGAUUUAUGCAGGAGGAGGCAAAACACACAAAAGAAGGCAGCCGCAAGGGGGAAGGCAAAUACAGAGAGGAGCCUUCUGAUCUGCGGCAGGAUAUUGAGCGCCGCAAAAAACAUAAGGACAAGCGUGACCAUUCCAGGGACUCUGGAGACUCUCGAGAUUCAAGUCGGUCCAGGGAGAGGUCACCUGAAAAACCAGAGAAGACGAGGAAGUCCUCAAAAAAACACAAGAAGCACAGGAAAGUGCGGGAGCGCUCUCGCUCUUCCUCUUCUUCCUCGCGUUCUUCCCAUUCCAUGCGAGCACCACCGGCAACAGAAGAAUUCCCUCAUGAUAGUGAAGAAAAAGAGGAAAGCUCUGCACGUUUAGGAAACAAGGAUUUCCAAGGAAGCGGUGACAGAGGACGAGCAAGAGGAACUUUUCAAUACAGGGCCAGAGGGACAAGACCUUGGGGCAGAGGUGCAUUUCCAGGAAAUGACAAUAACAACAAUAAUGAUUUCCAGAAACGAAACAACCGGGAAGAGGAAUGGGAUCCAGAGUACACACCCAAAAGCAAAAAGUAUUACCUGGUGCGGUGGUAAACAAAAGACCAGUGCAUAAUGUGGAGUCGCCCAUACAUUACAGUGACAAUCAGUAUCCCGACACCGUCUUGAUCCAUUCUCAUCUCUCUGCAGCAUGAUGACCGGGAAGGGGAAAACGAGGAGAAAUGGGUGAAUCGUGGGAGAGGCCGUGCCAGUUUCCCUCGAGGAAGGGGCAGAUUCUUAUUUCGAAAGCCUGGCACCAGCCCCAAGUGGUCCCAUGACAAGUUCAGCGGGGAGGAGGGAGAAAUAGAGGAAGACGAGAGUGGAGCAGAAAAGGAUGAGAAAGGCAGCAUGCAAAUGGAUUAGCCAGAUUUCAGAUUCUACAUUGGACUCUUUCCUAAAACCCUUUACAUAGGAUAUUGUGAUCUGCUGAUAUUUUUCCACUUAAUCAAAUAGUUCUCUAUUGACUUUGAUUUUAUAUUUUUCACUCAUUUUAUUUUAAAAUUUUUUGGUUUUAUUCAUGUUAUGUCAAUUUUGGUGAAUAAUAUAAAUUUAAGGGGAUACUGUAGGCCUGAACCGUGACACAUUUCCACUACCUACUCUGUGUAUGCAUACAUUUUGAUCUUUUAUGAAAC